Molecule: messenger RNA, 1320 nt
Organism: Rotaria socialis
Lineage: Eukaryota; Metazoa; Rotifera; Eurotatoria; Philodinida; Philodinidae
Source: the annotation of a GenBank genome assembly
AUGUUAAAUUCCUCAUCAUUGAAUCAUAUUGAAGAUUGCUUUUAUGAAAAACGAUUUGACACUUCAUUAAAUGGUUAUAAUGAUCUUCAUGAUCAUUGGAUAUCAGAAUUAGAUUGUUUAGAACGUUGUUUAAGAUUCAAACCACAACGCUGCAGGUCAUUUGAACAUUGGCGUUCACAUCGCCACGGUCUAUGUGUGCGUGCUAAUAUUUCACUAAGCGAACAACCAUCAUCAAUAGGAACAAAUUUAUUUGUCGAUUAUUAUGAAAUCGAUUGCCGACAAGAUACGAAAGCUGUUAGAUUACAAACAACAAGUUGUCCAGGUGAUCAAUUAAAUAUAUUUGUCGCAUUAAAUGGUAUUGAUCGAAACUAUGUUCUACUCGGGGAUAGUAGUUGCAAACCAGUCUGGUCAAAUGAAACACAUGCGGAAUUUAUUACUCAUGUCGAUAAUUGUUCAUUGAUUUUAACAGAAGGUUCAAUUGUUGGUAAACUUCGUUGGGAAGGCGUAGAUAAAGCUACGAAUGAAGCUCGACAAUAUGAACGAUUUUUUCUCUGUCCAAGUGAUAUACUUCAAAUGCGUUCAGCUCACUGGAUUUCAACAGCAUCUAGCACGCCCACCACAACACUUACUAAAAGUACUCUAUCACUAAGUUCUAUUCGUCAUCGUGUAACACCAACAGCGUUUAAUGAAGAAGAACUUCCUCUAGCAACGCAAAGCAUUUCUUUACGCUGGAUUACACAUAAUCGAACGUAUUCUUGUCCGAAAACUUGUUCUAUCUCGCUUUAUUCUCUUAUUCAUGUGACAUUUGAUGAUUCAAUAUACUUAUCCUCGAGAUUUUUAAUCGAAUCGUGUGAUUUAAUAGCUCUUUAUCCAUACUCGAAUUAUGUACAAAAACGUCAAUUGAUAUACCAGGGUUGUCCAAUGGAUUCAACUGUGAUUCAUUUACCAUCUGAAAUGGAUACUUCAUCGACAUUUUAUUAUUCAUUUUAUCUCUAUAAUAUUCUUAAAGAGCCGAUACCAUUUCAAAUUCAAUGUCAAAUAUUAGAUCAUGAAGACCACCCUUCAGUCAAUCGUACUGAUUGUUCACAAUUAUCACUAGUCGAUAAGAACGAUUUAUCAAUAAUUAAAGGUGACAAAAGACAUUAUUCAUACAUCUUAUUUCGUUCAUCGCCGGUUUAUGUUACAAGACAAUUACCAUUAAGCUUCUUUGAACGAGAUAAAUCCAAUGCCCCUAGUUCCAUCGCCGUCCAUCACAUUCAGUGUUCUCUACUUACUUUUUCUUUUCUUAUUCAUUGGACUUUUGAUUACUAUGCUAGAUGA